Serpula lacrymans var. lacrymans S7.9 is the source of this 764-nucleotide messenger RNA. RefSeq lists its product as uncharacterized. The record is from RefSeq and is a predicted model, not a curated record. Gene Ontology annotation, molecular function: dynein complex binding. The coding region runs from base 25 to 558 and encodes 177 amino acids. Lineage: Eukaryota; Fungi; Basidiomycota; Agaricomycetes; Boletales; Serpulaceae. Gene Ontology annotation, cellular component: dynactin complex. The transcript is spliced from 7 exons. Gene Ontology annotation, biological process: mitotic spindle organization.
GCAGCUCAGUCAGCUGACCCUACAAUGGCCCCAAUACGCGACAAAUUCACAAUACACUCAAAGGCCAUCGUCUGCCAGGAUGUCGAGCUCAAGGGCGAUAUCACCAUUGGCUCAGGUACAAUUGUUCACCCAAAGGCAACCAUAUUCGCGAUCGCAGGUGCCAUCGUGAUCGGCUCGGGAUGCAUCAUCGAGGAGAGCGCAAUUAUCGUCAACAGGAGAAAAGAAAUCAUGCGCAUUGGCGAUGACAACCUAUUUGAAAUUGGCUGCCGAGUGGAGUCCCCAGCAAUCGGCAACUUCAAUACCAUAUCAACACGUGCACGAGUUCACCAUACCGUCCGCAUAGGGUCCUACUGUGUGAUCGGUGCUGCAUGCGUUGUAGUUCCCACAGAAGAGGAGUCUCUCGGCGACUACACUGUCUUUUACGGGCCUGCAUCGGAACGGCGCACUUGGAGCGGAAGAGGCAAGGUGCAGGAAGCAGACCUGAGGCACAAACACACAGAGUAUCUCCGUGAGAUGCUCCCAAAGUUUAAUCGCUUGCGUAGGGGAGAUGGGACGUAAACAGGUCUUCAACAUUAAUCGCUCUCUUUUAAUCUUGACAGAUUCUGACGGCUUUGAGAAAAGAGACAUACCGAUAUAACCAUUACAUUAGCAAGGAUGGCGAUUAUUCACUGCACCGCAACGCAUGUCCCCUUGACGUAUAAUACCACGCGUUAUCUCGCUGGUGGCCUGGUUCACUCAUUACCACAAUAAUUUCCGUUCAGGCU